AUGAUACUCCGGUCUAUAAUUGUUUUGUUAUUGUCAGUGUAUUUCGUUACUGCUAUCGAUGACCCCCAAUAUAUACAAACAUCCGAUGGUGGAGAGAUUUCAUUGAAAAAUGAGAAUUCAAUUAUUAAUGUUGCCUUUACUUACUCUCCUGAUGGUGUUGAAGCUCAAACUGUGAAUGCAGAACUUGGUGACGAUAACCAAUGGAGAGCAAGAAUUGAUGGUUUAAAGCCACAGAAAAAGGUUGAGUAUUAUGCUACUGUAAAUACUGAUAUUGGUACCGAAACUUCCAAAGUCCAAGAAUGGACUACAGCCUCCUUGAUGCCACUUCCCCCACGAAGAAUGAGGGGUGCAGUCAUAUUUAGAGAAGAUUUUAAUGGACAGCAUUUGAAUUUAAACAACUGGAUGAUUGAUGUGACAGCCACUGGUGAUUGGGUAGUGUGA
Lottia gigantea (owl limpet) is the source of this 441-nucleotide messenger RNA. RefSeq lists its product as hypothetical. NCBI's taxonomy places the organism in Eukaryota, Metazoa, Mollusca, Gastropoda, Lottiidae. The record is from RefSeq and is a predicted model, not a curated record. The coding region runs from base 1 to 441 and encodes 146 amino acids. The transcript is spliced from 4 exons.